AUGCUUUAUCUUGGUGACCUUGCUGCACCAAUUUGGGACAGUGUGUUUGCACAUAUCUUUGGAGACAAAAUUUGGGCGAAGUGGUCACAACACUUCCUGCGCACCGCACUCCGAGCUCAUCCACCGACUCGUUACUUGUCUGCUAAAUACGGUUCAUUCCAGCUCAUUACGACUCCGAACAAGUUCUAUGUUGCAAUCAUCGCUACGAUGAGCAAUUCUCUCUUCUCACAAUUAAUGUUCGACCCUGUUGUUGAUGCCUCCCUUUCGACAAAUCUGCAGCAACUCAGUCUAGGUGGCCGAUGCAUGAUAGAGAAUCUGCCCAACGAAGUACUUCACAACGUGCUAAGCGAGCUUCCGGUCACGGACCUCAAGGCCUUUCGACUAACAAGUAAGAAACUUACGAGAGCACCUAUCGAGCACAUUUUCAGACAUAUCCGAAUCACGAUACAUCCUCGAAGCAUCUUCAACAUUGGGGAAAUUGCAGCUAAUGGGGAGGUACGAAAAUUUGUUCGCAAGUUAACCUUUGAUCUGAGGAUGCUAUGGGAAGCGGUAAUACCGCUAGAGACCUGGCCUGACGUCUGCGUGCGAGCCGGCAAGCGAUCGUGUCCGGACUUGGGGAGAAUUGGCAGCGCCAAUUAUGACAGUUACGUUGAAUACGUUAAAGGUCAAAAUGAAGUCGCUAGAUCUGGUAUGGGGAGGGUCUGCUCUUUCUUCGAGGAUUUGACGAACAUACAACACCUGGAAUUGACUGGUGGGACUGAUCACGGCGCUAUGAUACCUACCACACAGGAUUACAUCGACUUCAAAACCACCUGGCCGAGACUUGGCGUCGCUCCACACAGGAAGGGAAAUAGAAACGCAGAAGUUCACGUUGACAGGGUGUUGACAGCAGCUUUGAACAGCAAAAACUCUCUCACCUCUGUGUUUCUCGUUGGUGUCGAAGUAGAUUUUGUUUGCUGCACCACGCCAGACCGGCAGGCACAAUGGCACCACGGACUCAGACCCGUACGACAUCUCAAGCUGCACCUGUGUAUGCCCAACCCAAAACCGGGCAUAUUGGAAAUCUCCAAUGAUGCGGCGCUUCUAGCGGGCGACUAUGCACAAUUCCUUACCAGUCCGGCAAGAUUGGAAACGCUGGAUUUUGCACUAUUUGUUGAGCCACCACAAACAAGGAAUGAGAUGCCAUGGACUUCUUAUGGGUACGAGAAAGACCUUUUCAACGCGAUACUUGCACGGCCGUCUUUCAUGCAACACAUGAAGAAAUUGAGAUUGGCCGAGUUUGUCUUCUCGCCGAACGACUUCAUUACUCUGCUGUCCCACAACACAGCACGGACGCUCAAAUCUCUCACAUUUCACAAAAUCCAUCUUAGCGAGGGAUCCUGGCUGGUUUUUCUACGGCAGCUUGCUGUCGCUGCCGAACUCGAUCAUUUCUCUCUCUCCGGUUGGAUUUCCAGCCAGCACGAAGGAUGGAAUGUUCUCACUCAGGAAGAAGCAGCUACCUAUUAUGGAAGGAAAGAUGAGAGGCUGCACCCAUGGGAUCGUGACAUCUGGGACUACAACCCGGACUGUUUGGUGACGUGCGAGGCGUUCAAAGAUUGGAACGACCAAAUUGAAGCGCUUGAGGAAAAGUGGUGCAUUCGCUCCCAAAUUGAAGAUUGGGUAGUCAGUGCUGGUGGUACUCGCCGUGAUUUGAGCAACAAGGGUGAUGAUCCGACCAAAUGGGCUGGGUGGUCAUGUGACCACAGCGAUUUUCUGACUUCUUCGCACCACCCUUCCAAGUCCUGGCACGAUGACGGCUUUCCCCUCAUGCAGGGUUAUCUCCCCACCUGUGCCGUGCACCAUGCACCCUCAAUCGAGCGUCAGAAGCAAUACCACUACGAGAGCCGCUGGAGGACCCGCUUAAAUCGAGAUUUCUCCUUUGUAUGGGCUGAAGAGCUGAUGCGUUCUGUUCGUGAGGGUGGGAGAAGCUGGCAACCUUGCCCAGAAGCAGGAAGUGAGACGGUGUGGAAUGCGAGGACGAGAUUCUGUCCAGAUGUGCUGGCAGAGGACGAAUUUGUGGUAGACGAGGAGAUGGUGUACGAGGAUAGGGAGGAGGAGUUUGUGGUUGUAGGUGAUCAUUUCAUUGCUGAGAGGCUGGAAGACGAAUAG
Molecule: messenger RNA, 2148 nt
Organism: Endocarpon pusillum Z07020
Lineage: Eukaryota; Fungi; Ascomycota; Eurotiomycetes; Verrucariales; Verrucariaceae
Exons: 1
Coding region: 1-2148 (715 amino acids)
Molecular function (GO): protein binding
Source: RefSeq, a predicted model, not a curated record